Molecule: messenger RNA, 1708 nt
Organism: Drosophila busckii
Lineage: Eukaryota; Metazoa; Arthropoda; Insecta; Diptera; Drosophilidae
Product: esterase-5B-like
Exons: 2
Coding region: 20-1627 (535 amino acids)
Source: RefSeq, a predicted model, not a curated record
GUGUUUUUGUCGCGUUAACAUGCAUUACAUUAAAGUAUUAAUUACACUGAUCAGUUUAUCAGCAGCAGCUGCAACGGAUUCGCUGAACCUUGAGCUGCCAUUUGGUAUAAUCAAGGGGCGUGACAAUGGCGGCUACUUGAGCUACGAGGGCAUACCGUAUGCAGAGCCGCCACUUGGAGCACUGCGCUUUGAGGCGCCCAAGCCGUACAGCCAGCAUUGGAAUGAAACUUUUGAUGCAACCAAGCCACCUGUGCUUUGCAUGCAGUGGAAUGAAUUCGUUGAGCAGCCAGACAAACUGCUGGGCACAGAGGACUGCCUAACCGUAAGCAUUUACAAGCCCAAGGCUGCCAAAGCUUUGCCUGUUGUUGUGCUUAUACAUGGCGGCGGCUUUAUGUACGAUGGCGCUGCUAAGCAUGGACAUGAGACUCUAAUGGCCAGCGGCCAUGUCAUAGUUGUCAAGAUCAGUUAUCGCGUGGGACCGCUUGGCUUUCUAAGCAGCGAGGAUGCAGCAUUGACGGGCAACUAUGGAUUAAAAGAUCAGCGACUGGCACUGCAAUGGAUUAAAAGCAACAUACAUAGAUUUGGUGGCGAGCCCAAUAACAUUUUGGUUAUGGGCCACUCGGCGGGCGGCGCUUCUGUGCAUUUGCAGCUUUUACAAAAGAAUUUUGAGCAUGUGGCUAAAGCAGCUUUCUCGCUGAGUGGCACUGCGCUCAAUCCGUGGGUUGUGCAGAGAGGCGCAAAGCAACGCGCUUAUGAAAUGGGUCGCAUUUUGGGCUGUGGCACUGGCAUUAGCAGCUUAGUGUUAAAACAAUGUUUGCAAGCAAAACAAGCUGCGGAAAUUGUUAGGGCUGUGCAGCAGUUCUUGGUAUUCGGCUAUGUGCCCUUUACGACAUUCGGCCCAGUAGUGGAGUCAGCAGAUUCAGCUGAAGCAUUUUUAACGCAGCAUCCACUUGAAAUUAUACGCGCUGCUGCUUACGCGCAAGUUCCCUGGCUAGCUUCGUAUACAAGUGAAGAUGGUGGCUACAAUGCAGCAACUUUGCUGCAGCAGCAAAGCAAUGGCCAAGAGCGCAUUGAGCAGUUGAAUUCACGUUGGUUCGAUCUAGCGCCGCACUUACUUUUCUACAGGCAAACGGUCAACACAAUUGAGGAGAUGGAUGCCAAAUCGUUUGACUUAAGGCAACAAUAUAUGGGCAAUAGCAGCUUCAAUCUGCAGAGCUACUUGGCGCUGCAGCGCAUGUUCACCGAUGUGCUCUUCAAAAAUGACACCGAGCUGGCGCUACGACUGCAUGCCAAGCAUGGCAAGAGUCCUGUGUACGGCUUUGUCUAUGAUAAUCCUGCUGAUUCGGCGGGCGCGCAGCUGCUGGGUAAGCGUAACGAUGUGCAAUUUGGCACCAUGCAUGGAGACGAUUACACGCUUAUAUUUGAUGUAGCAGUGCGCAAGUCGACGCGCCCAGAUGAGAAACUCAUAUCACAACAUUUUGUUAAGAUGAUCGAAGAUUUUGUACAAAGCCGCAACAGCAGCAGCUUGGCUUACAACGAUUGCAUAUUGCCAGACAAUGCUGGUCAAGAGCAACUUGAGUUGCUUUACAUUAAACGUGAUGCUUGUCUAAUCAAGUCUGUGAACUAGUUUGCCUAGCGAUCGAGUUACAUUAAUACAAAAUUGCAAAGUAAAUAAUAAUAAUUAAAAGAGAGCAAGAGAGAGCUGCAA